This is a messenger RNA of Haliotis rubra (blacklip abalone), 1580 nucleotides long. RefSeq names its product F-box only protein 8-like. The record is from RefSeq and is a predicted model, not a curated record. The transcript is spliced from 6 exons. Lineage: Eukaryota; Metazoa; Mollusca; Gastropoda; Lepetellida; Haliotidae. Bases 218 to 1072 code for a protein of 284 amino acids. Gene Ontology annotation, biological process: regulation of ARF protein signal transduction. Gene Ontology annotation, molecular function: protein binding; guanyl-nucleotide exchange factor activity.
UUCUUUCCUACGUCUUCGGUCCUGUUCCACGUCAAUUUGAGGUUGUUGGAAAUGUUUACAAACCAAAAGCAUAAAAUAAAUCAUGAAUCGUGGGCAUUUCUACAAACACAGCUAUCAUUUGCAUUCAUGAAAUGAUUAGCAAGAUGGAAUUCUAACAAGUGCGUGGAUGCUCUUGACUCCUCAUCUCAGCCAGUAGAGAGGUCCGCUGAUAGGUGUUAUGGGUCAGAUGCUAAGGCGCCUGCAUGAGGUGAAUCAGUUAGAUUGUGCAGGGGUGAAGAGACGGAGUGUCUUGAAGUGUGAGGGUUUUCCAGACCUUGAUUCUUUACCCCCUGAACUUGGGUUGACUGUGCUGUCCUACCUGAACCCAACCGAUCUCUGUUUAGCCUCUUGUGUUUGGGGACACCUUGGAAAUGAUGAGUUUUUAUGGCAAGGCCUGUGCAAGGGUCAGUGGGGAUACACCAGUGUUUACAGGAGGGCUCGCAACAUUCCAGACUUUUCUUUCAAGAGAUUAUUUCUCCUGCUGGAUGAAGCCUCACUCACUUUCAAUGGAGAGCCUUAUGAGGGAAUGAACUACUUGUUCGAGCAUGAGAUACUAGAUGAUGACCCUGAAGAGAUAGCCCGGUUCCUUCAUACCACCAAAAAAAUAUGGCCAGUCCGGAAACGCCAGUUUCUUGAUGGCAGGCGAGAUGUUCUGGAAAAUUUAGUAAAACUACAGAAUUUCCAAGGCCAGUUUUUACCCAACGCUUUGAGGAAGUUUUUCACAGAGUUCUCUGCCCCUACUCAGCGCGGGAACUACCUGACAGAAGUCAUUGAGAAAUUCUCCCAACAGUUUGUGGCUUGUAACCCACAGAUUGGUCUCAGCCAAGACACAGUGUUCAUGUUGUGCUUCUCACUCAUUAUGCUGUCUGUGGAUUUAGCAUCACCGCACGUCAAGAACAAGAUGUCCAAGCGAGAGUUUAUCAAAAACACAUGUCGAGCUGCGGGUGAAGUGAGUAAUGACUUAGCAGGUCAUCUCUAUGACAACAUAUACCUGGCAGGUCAUGUGGCGCCUUCCUCACACUGUGAAGUAUAGAAUGGGUUUACCCUAACAAUACUACUCAUUAGUGCUUUCAAAUAUACAAACUUCCUCCGUCAAGUUUGUAAGAACCUCAAGAGGAAUAGACAUUUUUCUGUUUUCCAUUUCGUUUUGGAGGGGUGGUUAUUUAUUUUAUUUUCACAUUAGAAUAUUACAAUAUUAGAACUGAUGUUAAUUGAAUAUUUUCAUUUAUUUUUGAAGACACUGUUUCCCCACACUGCGCUGUUUAGUUAACAUAAUAAAAGUCAUAUUUGCCAUGGUGCCUAUUAAAACCAUACACUACAAGUUACCGGUACAUAUGUUUUCUAAGACAGAGGGGUUGAGAAUAAACUGUCUAUAGAACUGAAACCUUUUAUAACAGAUGUGCAGCCCUUCUAUUAUCUUUUAAAGAUGAGUAAUGUACACAAGAGUAUAUGUAUAUGUAAACUCUCUCUCUUACAUGAGACCCGUGAAGGUCCGGGUUACCUUCAGUAACCCAUGCUUGUCGUAAGAGGCGACUAACAGU